CUGAGGAAGGAAGGCAACAUGAAGUUCAUUUGGCUGGUAGCAUUCUUGGGGGCAGCUGUUGCCUUCCCCAUCGAUGAUGAAGACGAUGAUAAGAUUGUGGGGGGCUACACCUGCCAAAAGCAUUUUGCUCCCUAUCAGGUCUCCCUGAAUGCUGGAUACCAUUUCUGUGGUGGUUCCAUCAUAAAUAAACAAUGGAUUGUUUCAGCUGCUCAUUGCUAUAAAUCCCGAAUCCAAGUGAGACUUGGGGAACAUAGUUUGACCAAAGAUGAUGGUUCCGAGCAGUACAUUGAUGCAAUCAAAAUCAUUCCACAUCCCAAAUUCAACCGCAGAACUUUGGACAAUGACAUCAUGCUCAUCAAACUGUCCAAAACAGCCAGUCUCAAUUCCCGUGUUUCAGCAAUCCGUCUACCAAGCAGUUGUCCAUCCACCGGAGCAAUAUGUUUAGUCUCUGGCUGGGGCAACACCCUCAGCAGUGGCACACACUAUCCAGACCUCCUACAGUGCCUGAAUGUCCCUGUACUUUCUCAGAGUGGGUGCAAUAAGGCUUAUCCAGGAAAAAUCACCAACAAUAUGUUUUGUGCAGGAUACCUGGAAGGUGGAAAAGACUCUUGUCAGGGAGAUUCUGGUGGCCCAGUUGUCUGCAAUGGAGUACUCCAAGGAGUUGUCUCUUGGGGCAAUGGAUGUGCUCAGAAAGGUAAUCCUGGUGUCUACACUAAAGUUUGCAACUACAUUUCCUGGAUUCAGCAAAUCACCAGUUCCAACUGAUCUGUACUUCCUGUCACUUUUCACAGCCAUAGCUAACAUUUCACAGACUGAGGAGAGAGAGAUUAAAGCUGCA
Molecule: messenger RNA, 838 nt
Organism: Thamnophis sirtalis
Lineage: Eukaryota; Metazoa; Chordata; Lepidosauria; Squamata; Natricidae
Product: cationic trypsin-3
Biological process (GO): proteolysis
Molecular function (GO): serine-type endopeptidase activity
Source: RefSeq, a predicted model, not a curated record